Molecule: messenger RNA, 2277 nt
Organism: Drosophila innubila
Lineage: Eukaryota; Metazoa; Arthropoda; Insecta; Diptera; Drosophilidae
Gene: Tdc1
Product: aromatic-L-amino-acid decarboxylase
Exons: 3
Coding region: 213-1979 (588 amino acids)
Biological process (GO): amino acid metabolic process
Molecular function (GO): pyridoxal phosphate binding; carboxy-lyase activity
Source: RefSeq, a predicted model, not a curated record
UCAUUCGCGCAAAGGAAGCUGCAACGAGCACAACGUGAAAUAACACAUAACGGAUUAAAGUGAAAGACAUACAAAGAGGAAGAAAAAGAGUGUUGCAUACAAAGUAAAAGAAGUGGCAAACAGAACAGUGUUCGAAACUCAAAAAGUGUUAAAUAUUUUAACAACAAAAUAAAAGUGUUUAAUACAUUAUCAAAUAACAGAAUCAAAGCAAAAUGAAUGUCGAAGAGUUUCGCAAAUACGGUAAAGAAGUUAUCGAUUAUAUAUGCCAAUAUGGCAGUAAUAUCGAGGAGCGCGAUGUAGCGCCCACACUAAAUCCCGGAUAUUUGAAAAAACUAUUACCAGCGGACGCACCUCAAUCGCCCGAAUCAUUCAAAGAUGUGCUGGAGGACUUUGAGCAAAAGAUCAUGCCUGGUGUUGUACACUGGAAUCAUCCGAAAUUCUUUGCCUACUUUCCAUCGGGCAAUUCAUUCCCCUCCGUUUUGGGUGACAUGCUGAGCAGUGCCAUUGGCUCCAUUGGCUUCAGCUGGGCCAGUUGUCCAGCUGCCGCUGAGCUCGAGACGAUUGUCAUGAAUUGGUAUGCCAAGGCAUUGGGUCUGCCCAAGGCCUUCAUCUCCGAUGCGCCCGGUAGCACUGGCGGCGGUGCCUUGCAAGGUUCCGCCUCCGAGUGUGCACUUGUCUCACUGAUCACGGCACGUGCUCGGGCCAUUAAUGAGUUGAAGGGUCAAACAACUGUCCAUGACAGUGUCUUUCUGCCAAAUCUGAUUGCCUAUGCCAGUCGGGAGGCACACUCCAGCAUUGAGAAGGCCACCAAAAUGGCGUUGGUGAAGCUGCGCAUCAUCGAUGCCGACGAACGUGGCCGGAUGCGUGUGGAUCUCCUGCAGCAGGCCAUACAGAACGAUGUGAACGCCGGACUGACGCCCUUUUUUGUGGUGGCCACAGUGGGCACUACCGGAGGCUGUGCCUUCGAUGAUAUCUCCGAGAUUGGCAAGGUGUGCCGAGAGGUGCCCAGCAUUUGGUUGCAUGUCGAUGGCGCCUAUGCUGGCAACUCAUUCAUUCUCCCCGAGAUGCGCGUUUUCUCCGCUGGCUUGGAGUACGCCGACUCCUUCAAUACGAAUCCCAACAAACUGCUCUUGACCAACUUUGAUGCCUCGGCUUUGUGGGUACGCGAUGUGAUGACGCUGAAGAGUGCGCUCAAUGUGAAUCCCCUGUACCUGAGACAUGAGCACAUGAAUGGCGUGGAUUACAGACACUAUGGCAUUCCAUUGAGUCGUCGCUUCCGUGCACUCAAACUGUGGUUUGUCUUCCGCACAUAUGGUGUGAAGGGACUGCAGGAGUACAUACGCAAUCAUAUGGUGCUGGCCAAGAAAUUCGAGAUGCUAGUGCGCAAGGACGAACGCUUUGAGGUGCGCAACGAUGUUCAUCUGGGAUUAGUGUGCUUCCGCAUGCGCACGGGAGAUGAACCUAAUCACUUGUUGCUGGCACAGAUCAAUCACUCGGGCAAGAUGCACAUGACGCCAGCCAAGUUUAAUGGACGCUAUGUGAUACGUUUCUGUGUGACGUAUGAGCAUGCCACAGAGAAGGACAUUCUGGAUGCGUGGAGUCAGAUCAAGGGCUUCGCCGAGGAAAUAUUGCGUGAUGCACAAUUGGAGAUCAGUUCGGCUCCGGCCACGCCCGAAACGGAACGCACGAGCUCAGAGCCGAUGCCAGUGGCUGGCAAGCCGCCAAUCAAGAAGAAGCUGACGCGAACCAAAUCCUUGCGAUUCUCCUUCACCCGCAGCAUAUCAAGGGAACAGUUCCAGAGUCAAAGCGAGCAUCUUAUGGAUGGUUGUACGCCUAUAUUGGUUGUCGAUCCCAAAACAAUUCAACAGAACUUUCAGCAAGCAACAGAAGAUAAUGAAAACAACAACAACAAGAAUAACAUACUUGUAACGAAACUAAAGGAUAUUUCCGAUGUGGAUACGGAUGAGGCGAGCAAUUAAUUGAAAAACCGUUGGGUUUCCCUGUAGAUAGUAUUACCGGAUAUUUUUGUAUUUCGGGGUUAGAAACGAGCUGAAAUGAGGCCAGUACCUUAAAUCUGAUGAUUUUAAUUUGCUCGAAUACGAGCAUUUAUAUUUAGUUUUUAAGUUGCGCUGCUGAAUUUCAUUUAAUUUAUUUGUUGGGUUCCUAUUACCACACCUAAUACAUAUAUACAAGUUAAUUUUGUAUGUUUAGUCAAAGCUCAUGAACAAAAGCACUUAUUUAUAAACAUAAACAUUUACUUAGCAUUUGAUAUGCACA